Molecule: messenger RNA, 2455 nt
Organism: Carassius carassius (crucian carp)
Lineage: Eukaryota; Metazoa; Chordata; Actinopteri; Cypriniformes; Cyprinidae
Product: syntaxin-binding protein 6-like
Exons: 7
Coding region: 235-1014 (259 amino acids)
Biological process (GO): exocytosis; Golgi to plasma membrane transport
Cellular component (GO): plasma membrane; exocyst
Molecular function (GO): phosphatidylinositol-4,5-bisphosphate binding
Source: RefSeq, a predicted model, not a curated record
AAAACAGAGCUCAACUGACACAGACGCGUCUGUGAUCCCUACAAAGUGCUCUCUCGGUAGGCAGCUCAGUAGGAUACAGCACGCAGCCCGCGGGUUUUCUCCGGGACUCUCCACACGCCCCGCAGCAGUCUCUCGUUAUUAGAUGCGGGGUAAAGAUGACCUGAGACCGGACUGCUCUCCAUCCAGGGCUCGAGGAAGACAGCUACAGGGAGAGAAGCAGAAGGCAUUGUGAAGAUGAACAUCCAGUCAGCCAUCAGCCGUGAGAUCUUUGUCCCAAGAGAUGAAAAGUUACUGGUAGCCAUUGAGGUGAUGAGGAGGAUGAAGAACAAAGGACUGUCCUUCCUCAGAGCAGGUCGCAAGCGGAACUACUUAACCUACCUCUGCCUGUCAGUUACUAACAGCAGACCAACUCAAGUCCUCAUCACUAAAGUUAAGAGAUAUCGGGGAACGAGGCAGUUUGCUAAGAGGUCUCAGUGGUCCAUGGAGCAGCUUCGCCAGGUCAAUGGCAUCAACCCCGAUAAGGACACUCCUGAGUUCGACUUAGUGUUCGAUCGCACCACUGAUCAAUGGGUGGCCAGCUCAGCUGCAGAGAAAUGCAUUUUUGUGCAGGUUCUCUAUCAUGCUUGUCAAAACUACUGGGAGGCCAAGCUCGCCCAAGCCAACCCAGCGUCCCCCGGAGACCAGAAGACACCAGGAGCUCCGGAGAACAAGAAGAGCCCUGGUGCUCCAAGCCAAACUAGCUUUGUCAACUGUCAGCAAAAGCUAAUGGGAGAUGCCUGUUCUGUUAAUAUGGUCAUCUAUCGAUGCAAGAUUUUUUUUAACAGAAUGAAAAACAGUUUGACUGCAAACCAGGGUCGGCCUCAGCGUGAAGCAGCAGCUGUUAAAGCGUCCAGGAGCAGGAGCAGGAGCAGCCCGUCUCCUCUGGCCGUGAGGAAGAUGGGGAACGUGAUGCGGAGGGCCAGUCAGGUUCUGAGUGAACGCGGGGAGCGUCUGACCAUAAAACCUGCCACUUGAUGCACGGGGCCACGCUCAGAAGCUGGCUCUGAAGCAGACUUAGAGGUGCUCCUGAUGGCCUGCAAAUAAACAUUAAAAAGUAGCUUUUAAUCAUCCUGUCGCUGGAUAUUUUGAAGUGUAACUUCUCAUCUAAUUCAGAUUCUGUUUUUGAGUAUGAGGCAUUUUGUUCAGCUUUCUCUUCACCUGCAGAUUGACCUCAUAUUUGUUUUUUGUUUAGUUUUUUCUUCAUGUUUGCAAGCCACUGAGCAUUUCAAGCAGUUGUAAUGUGGUGUGUGCUGCUGUUCUGUCUGACUUGCCCUCUCUACAGUAAGCACAGUGUAAUAUAGCCAGCGGGUGGCUGCUCCUCUUCUGUCUAAUCCUACUGAAAUUCUGCUUGUCUUGCGGUGGCAUAUUUUCAACCCUUUUUUUUCAUUUUUUGACAAACCUAGAACAAAUUGUCUCCUUUAAAGUAAUGCUCAUGUAUUCAAUAUCACAUGGAAAUGAAUUGAGUAUAGCUGCUGACUAAUGGGUAACACUUUAGAAUAGGUAAAACCUAUUAGUUGCUUAUUAGCAUGCAUAUUACUAGAUUAUUAGCCAUGUAUUAGUGCUAAUUAAGAACAUAUUAAUGCCUUAUUCUACUUGACCUUAUUCUAAAUACCUAAUCGUAAUACCUAAACCUAACAACUACCUUACUAACUAUUAGUAAGCAGCAAAUUAAGAAUUUAUUGAGAGAAAUGUUGUAGUUAACAGUUAACAAGUGUUACCUAUUCUAAAGUGUUACACUGCAUUUUUUUACAUGUACACUACAAGUACACUGAUUUUUUUAUUUAUUUAAUAUUUUAUAUAUUUAAUGGGGUUUCAGAUUAUGAUUGUCCACAUGAUGAUCUUUAAUUUAACAGUGGUAAGUAAAUUCAAUUGAGAUAACAGAGAUUAUAUACUCAAGAAGAGCUUGAUGUUCAUGAAGGCUGCUUUUAUCUGCUGUUUAGAUUAAGUUCUAUAAAGAUGCUACAAGCUGUUUCAUUUCAUUGUGAACGCAGUGUUUAUCCAUGUGAAUGUGGUCGGUGUGUGAAUAACACAUGUUUGUUGUUCUGUCAAGGCCAUCUUUGUCUUCUCUGUGUUGUAAUAACAGUGUGUGUGUGUGUGUGUGUGUGUUGUGAUCGUGACCAGCGGGAGCAGGAGCUGCAUGUCAGAAGAGGCCAGAGGGUGUUUUCCGCAUGGAGUCGGACACCCUGUUUGGUGUUGGUGUGUGAUGCUUUCUGGUUUCUGCUGUCGUCCUCAUGCUGUCAUUUUGUUGUCUCUUAUGUGUUAUAUUGUUUUUUAUAUCCAUUUUAUAUUUCAUAAUAUAUGUGUAGCAGAAAAUUCUAUCCGUCUUUGUCUUUGUCUGUGCUCUUUUACAUUUAAAACAUGUUGUUAAAUGUGUAAACACUCUUCAUUUGCGCAAUAAAUGAAACGGGAUCCACUU